AUGCGUUACUCCAUACUAUUCACAAUCGUCUCUUUGUUGUCAAUUGUGACGGCUCAUAACGUCUUGUUGCCAGCUAAUGGCAAAAGAUGUUUCUUUGAACAACUAAGAAAAAAUGAUGAAUUAGCUAUAAGUUUCCAAUUUGGUAACAGAGAUGCUCGUGCUACCGAGCAGUUAACUGGUGACUUCUGGAUCCAAUCACCAUCUGGUAGAAUUUUGAAACAAGAAAUUGGUGCUUCUCAUGGUGAUGUUUCAUUAAAAGCUGCUGAUAGUGGUAAAUAUGGCUACUGUUUUUCAAAUGAGUACUCAUCAAUUGAUACAAAAGAUGUUUCAUUCAAUAUUCACGGUGUUGUCUAUAUUGAUGUUAAUGAUCCAAAUUCAGAUUCAUUAGAUGCUGCAGUUAAAAGAUUAAGUGUCUUGACUUCUGAAGUUAAAAAUGAACAAGGAUAUAUUGUCGUUCGUGAAAGAACUCAUAGAAACACUGCAGAAUCAACUAAUGACAGGGUUAAAUAUUGGUCAGUUUUCCAAUUGAUUGUUGUCGCGGCUAACUCAUUGUUCCAAAUCUAUUACUUGAAGAGAUUUUUCGAAGUGAAGAGUGUGAUUUAA
Molecule: messenger RNA, 603 nt
Organism: Hansenula anomala
Lineage: Eukaryota; Fungi; Ascomycota; Saccharomycetes; Phaffomycetales; Wickerhamomycetaceae
Gene: EMP24
Product: Emp24p
Exons: 3
Coding region: 1-603 (200 amino acids)
Biological process (GO): endoplasmic reticulum to Golgi vesicle-mediated transport; intracellular protein transport; protein retention in ER lumen
Cellular component (GO): endoplasmic reticulum; COPII-coated ER to Golgi transport vesicle; Golgi apparatus
Source: RefSeq, a predicted model, not a curated record